Molecule: messenger RNA, 780 nt
Organism: Triticum dicoccoides
Lineage: Eukaryota; Viridiplantae; Streptophyta; Magnoliopsida; Poales; Poaceae
Exons: 2
Coding region: 226-780 (184 amino acids)
Source: RefSeq, a predicted model, not a curated record
AGGCGGCGACCGCACGCAGGAGGUGGAGCUCGCCGUGGGGGCAGGCGAGAGCGAGCGGCUGCACGCUGGGGGGAGGCGGAGCUCGACGCAGCGCGCGAACCUAGCCUUGGUGCGACGGCGGCCCGGCUGCUGUCCUCCCGUCCAACCCGCAGCACGUCGAGCCUCACCGGAGAUCCUCCAUGACGCCGCUGCCACUGCCCUCCAUGGAGCCCCGACGCCUCCGCCAUGAACCCAUCCAUCCCUCCUGUGCACGCUUCCCUGCAACUCCAGACGCUGCCCCCAGCUCUCUGCAUCGAGCAGCAGCAGUUCGGGCAGAGGACGACGCCUCUGCCUCGACUGCUCGCCCCCUCUGCUUCGCGCUUGACUGCCAAGCCCCUCCCGUCCUCAUCCCCGUGCAGCGAGACCACAAUGGCCAUGGCUGAUGGCCUUCAGGGCGUCGCCGCGGAGCUUCUCCUGUCGCCUCCUGUUAUCGCUCGCCUCCGCUCGUCGGAGCCCCAAGCACCGCCGCUGUGGAGUGUCGCCCUCCCCGGCGACGCUCGAUUCGGUGACCCCGGAGCUCUCCUCGCCGCCGGCCCCGCGGCACUGGUCGCCGUCGCGGCUGUCUUCCUCCUCCCUGGCCCCGCCUCCCGCCUCCCGUGUACGCAAGCUCCUCCCACUCUCUCCCCCUCGCAUCAGCAGUCGCCCCCUUCGCCUUAUCCAUCAUUGAGCGGCGCGGUGGAAAAUAAGACAGCGUGGACGAAUCGUUUUUCACUUAUCCAUGGACUGCGGGUCAAAUACUAA